Dujonia railenensis is the source of this 2079-nucleotide messenger RNA. The record is from the annotation of a GenBank genome assembly. NCBI's taxonomy places the organism in Eukaryota, Fungi, Ascomycota, Pichiomycetes, Serinales, Debaryomycetaceae.
AUGGCUUCAAACUUCCCAAGCAUACCAAGGGUGACGGGAGAUACCGAUGACGAUAUAUCUAUCCAUUUAUAUAACAAAGUUGGGCCUUCGAGGCCCCUACCUCACAGGAAUUUCGAUGAGGACAUAUUAGACAUACUUCAAGAAGAUGAAGAUGACCUAGAUGCCAAUAGCGCCAUAGAUUUCAACAAAAAAUACCAAUUAUACCAAUCCACGGGUCAAUUGGCUGAUGAUGAAGAAUAUCCUUCUGAUGAGUACGAUGUAGACACUGAAGUUGAGGACGAUAGAGACGAAAAUGCUGCAUUCAAAGAGUCCAUCAAUAAGCUGAGACCUAAAGAAAAGCCACCCGUCCCAAGCAUAUUUGAGGAGUUCAGCAAUGUAAAGAAAUCUGCAAAUAACGCCUUCAAAGCAAAGUCAAUGGCUAAUUUCUUUACUAAUGGCUUUACUAAUGGCAUUAAUAAUAGAAUAGUCCUCUUUCUGUUGUGGUUUGUGCUCCUUUUGGCUUUUGUAGGGUUCCUCUUCAGUUCAAGAUCCAGAGAUAGCUUGCCAAUACAAUUACCGGUGAAUUCAGAAAGUUUCACUUCCACUUUUAAAUCCAUAACAUCGAAACUAUCGUACCUAGAACUGGCCACAGAUAAGCUCUCUGAGAAGCAGGCAGCCUUGGAGUCAAAUCAGAAUUUGAUGGCGUCAAACUUAAAUAAGAAAUUCGAAGUCAUAUCAUCCAAAUUCCAGGAAAUCGAAAGCACUUUAGUUGACCUGAGGUCCUUUAAGAACCUUUAUAAAGAAUUUGAUGAUAUGAAAACAUCUGUCUCAUCCAUUAUAGAGAAUUCUGAUCCUAAUCAGCUUGAAACAAAAUUGAAUUUUGUAUCCAAAAAGCUUAAUGAAUUGUCUGACAUAAGCUCUAGUAUGGAAUCAAUAAAGAGCGAGAUAUUGACAAAGUUGUUGGAUCAAUUGCCUGAAAGAAUUCCAAUAUAUAUUAAAGAUAAAAAGGUUCAUUUUAUACCAGAAUUCCAGAAAUUCUUGUAUUCAUUUAUUGAAAAGUAUAACCAAGAAAAUCCAGUAUUGGAUGAUGAAACGAAGAAGAAGUUGCAGUUGGGAUCGGCUGGUGGUAAUGGCAAUAUCAAUAAGGGGAAGUUGGAAACGUAUUUAAAGAACAAAUUUGAUGAGAACAAUAAAGAGAUUUGGGCGAAGCUUACCAACCUCAUUGACGAUCUUACUAUAGUCAACAAUUCCACUGAUACCAAAUUGUUCGAAAAGAAUGCUAACCAUCUUUUGCUAGACAACCUUUUGGAUAUAUUUUCCAAGGGUUCCGUAAAAAUCAAUUAUGCUGACUACAACCUAGGAGCGAGAAUUCUAGGAUUCCUCACUAGUUUGGGCGGGAGCGAGAGCAGCUCUAAACCAUUGGCCAGGAGAGUAUUCCUUGGCUGGUAUGAUUAUUUGAAGAGUCCCAAUAAUUGGAAUUAUAAUGCCAACAAUGUCCUUGUAGAUGGUGGAAAGAUCUGGGAAUGUCUUUCCAAUCAAUGCUCAAUUGGUAUUAGGCUAUUCAAUCCAGUAAUUCUCACAGAUAUAAUUGUGAAGAGUGGUACAUUUGACCCUAGCGAAUUUUCUGCGCCUGUGGGAGUUUCGCUCUACAUUAAGCCCAAGUACCAGGACAAAGUGGGAGAAGUUUUAAAAGUAAUAUCAACAUUUAAUGAUGACUCCGAAGUUGAAGAUACCAACAAAUACCUUAAGAAGUUUGUCAAGGUAAAGUCUUUUAAAUUGAACCCUGCAAAAUCCAUAAAUCAUUUGAAGCUUCCAGUCAAUUUGAUCAACCUAAAGGUUCCAGUCAGAGACAUAUAUUUGAAGUUGACUUGUGCGCCAGGCAAGAAUUGUGCCAUAUUCAAUACCAAGGUGUAUGGGAUCACUGAAUACAAUACCUACAAAUUUUCGAAUGACGUCGAUUUGAUGGUCGAGAAAUUGAAACUACAAGAAAACGUAGAAGAAGAAGAAGAAGAAGAAGAAGAAAAUUCAGAUGAAUAUAUUUACGAGAGAGAGUUUGAAAGCAAUGCAGAAAUUCUAGGAGACGACGAGCUAUUAUGGUAA